UUAAGCGGAGCAGACCAAAAUCCCAAACAAGGAAAUGGUGGGGGAAUAAACCGACCAGAUUAUUUAAUUAAUGCAUGUAAUAAUUAAUAUUUUAUUUUCUUGUAAAUUACGACGUAUUUAUGGGUUAGAAUGGAUUACGACUUCAAAACAAAGCUGGCUGCAGAGAGAGAGAAAGUAGAAGAUCUGUUCGAAUAUGAAGGUUGCAAAGUGGGUCGAGGCACCUACGGGCACGUUUAUAAAGCUAAGCGCAAAGACGGGAUAGAUGAGAAGGAAUAUGCACUGAAACAGAUAGAAGGCACUGGAAUUUCAAUGUCUGCCUGCAGGGAAAUUGCUCUGUUGCGAGAAUUGAAACAUCCAAACGUGAUUGCUCUCCAGAAAGUGUUCCUGUCCCACAGUGACAGAAAGGUUUCGCUCCUGUUAGACUAUGCCGAACAUGACCUUUGGCAUAUUAUCAAGUUCCAUCGUGCCUCCAAGGCCAACAAAAAGCCAAUGCAGCUGCCCCGAGGGAUGGUGAAGUCUCUCCUGUAUCAGAUUCUGGAUGGGAUCCAUUACCUCCACGCCAACUGGGUCCUCCACAGAGAUCUGAAGCCAGCUAACAUCUUGGUAAUGGGAGAAGGACCUGAACGAGGAAGAGUUAAAAUUGCUGACAUGGGUUUCGCAAGACUCUUUAACUCUCCCCUAAAGCCACUAGCUGACCUUGACCCUGUGGUGGUGACCUUCUGGUACAGGGCUCCUGAGUUACUGUUGGGGGCCCGGCACUACACCAAAGCUAUUGAUAUCUGGGCCAUUGGCUGCAUCUUUGCAGAGCUGCUGACGUCAGAGCCCAUUUUUCAUUGUCGCCAGGAAGACAUCAAGACCAGUAACCCCUUUCAUCAUGACCAGCUGGACAGGAUAUUCAGCGUCAUGGGUUACCCUGCAGAUAAAGACUGGGAAGACAUUCGGAAGAUGCCUGAAUAUCCAACGCUUCAGAAAGACUUUAGAAGAACAACAUAUGCAAACAGCAGCUUGAUCAAAUACAUGGAGAAACAUAAGGUCAAACCAGAUAGCAAAGUUUUCCUGUUGCUCCAGAAACUGCUCACUAUGGACCCCACCAAAAGAAUCACAUCAGAACAAGCACUGCAGGACCCCUACUUCCUAGAAGAUCCAUUACCAACCACUGAUGUGUUUGCUGGGUGCCAGAUCCCAUAUCCAAAGAGAGAGUUUCUCAAUGAAGAUGAACCAGAAGAGAAAGCAGAAAAGAACCAGACGCAACAGCACCAGCAGACAACAGGGCAGACUCAGACCCAGAACCAGCAACAAACAGCAGGCCAGCAGGCCCCAUCUCAGCAGAACUCAACCCAAACCAAUGGUACCUCUGGAACCACGGGAGCAAAUGCUGGCGGGGGUUUACAACAUGGCCAGGAACAGGGCCCCCCCAAUAAAAAAACCCGUAUCGGCCCCUCUGGUACCUCUUCAGGCACUGGAGUGCUUCAGUCAGAGUACCAGCACUCCACUUCCCGCCUUGGUUACCAAAGCAACGUCCAAGGUACCAAUCAGCCGCAGAGCACCAUGGGAUACACGUCGUCCUCCCAACAGAGCUCCCAGUAUUCUCACCAAACUCAUCGCUACUGAGGCACCAGGCCAGUGUUGAACCAGCAGAGGGUUGGACCUCCUACCCCUCCUCUAACCUCCACAGAUGUCACCAUUGGAUGCAACCAGGAAGUGGUUCCUUCAUCCUUGUUUGAAGUUUCUCACGGCAUUACAUCAUUCCGGUGUUUUGAUCUAUGGUCACAUGAAGGCAUAGCAAUUGGAACCAAAAAAGCAAAUACUGCCUGUCUGGGCUGGUAUCACAUUUUGGUGGAAUACAUAUGUGAAGGUGACCCUCACAUACUCCAAACUUAUGGCACUUAUGAACACAACGUUCCUCAUGAGGAAGGAUUGCAGCUCCUAUCUUUACCUUAUAUCGCACCUUUUUUCUAGUUGAUUUUUGAGUUUUGAAGCUUGAUGUCAGUGAAAAUAUUACAAUUGGAGGCCGAAAUGCCGCAGGAUAGAAAGCCCUUUAGUGUCGUCUAAAUCCAUGGAUAAUCAAAUGCAAACGAGCUUAGCCUGUCCUUUUAAGUAAGGGUUAAAAAAAAGGACAUUUCAAACAGAAAGCUCAGCUACUGGGCUGAUGAAAUUGCAGGGAAAUAUUGAAUGCGUCAUUUAACGUAAUCGUAUUCUAAUAAGGUUCCUAUAUUCGUAGCUCGAAUGUACAGAAGGAAAGUAGUUGUCUUUUUACUGAAAGUUGUGUACAUCCUGAUCCACUCUGUUUCAUACCAGUAACCGCUCAGCCCCAAACUGGAGGAUCGUGGGAGCGUGUUCUUGUGUGUAGGCUGCCAGUGGACACGUAUUUCUGAACUUGAGCGUGCGCAUAAACGUCCAAGGCAGCUAAUGGAAUGCACCUGCCCCACCAACCCCACCUCGUAUGAUUCAUGAGACUGUUACUGACUGAUGUCAAAUUGUUUUUUUUGUUUUGUUUUUUAUUGUUACUGUUAAUGCUGUGUGUGUGAGUUUUUGGGUGGAUGGGUGUUUUAUGGAUGUUUUACCUUUGACUCACUAGAAAUGCACUGACUGUCAAAGCGAUCUGCAAAAGAGCUAGAAGAAAUGCUCAUGGGCCCAAACGUCUCAUCCCGCCCCACCCUGCCCCUCAGCCUGAGUAUGCAGUUUGGUCGGGACCUGUGUCACCUCUAAACGAAAAACAUGGGUGUGUUCUUUAAUGCAACAAAAUGAGUGACAGCCACUAAUCUCAGUCCUGGUCUACUCUACGGAAUACCUGUGUACAUUACUAACCAAAAGUCACAAGGGCAUGUUGUUUAAAUGGGCGAUGGGACACCACCCUUGUUUGCAUGCCACUGCCAAACUGGUGCUGUUGAUACAGGACAGGAACACUCAACAAAAAUAUAAAAAGGCAAGCUGUGCUUCUUUAAAACAUGCACUACAUCUUCACAGAGAUAAAUGAAGAUCCUGCAAAAGUGUGGCAUAAGAAGACCCAACAUUUAUCAGAUUUUUACCAAGAAGCCAGCAAAGACAGAAUACUGCUGCAACUGCGUGCACUUUUACAUGGAAAUGGCCUGCUAACUACUCAGCAACUAUGUAGUUGUACACGCACCCCAAAAAAAAAAAAAAAUCAUGCAAUGUAGAGAAUGUGUAAUGACUUUUUCCAGUCCAUUAGGAUUCCUGAAAACCUGACGAUUUUUGCCAAAAGAGCCAAUGUGAGGUGAUUAAAUCAGUCAGGUGAUUAACUAGUCAGGCCCAAGAUAACUAAUCUGGACAAAUCACACGAUCUCAUACUUUAUCUAGUCAGGCGGCCAUUUCAAGUUGAAGGUCCUGAAUGUGUUACAUACAGUAUUUGAUAAUAAUGGGAGAAAAGGGGACCUUCCACUGUGUAUUAUUUGAAAAUACUUGCACUGAUACUAAUUUUUAGGGGCUGCCCCUACUUGAUUCGUGCUAUUUUAAUAAAAGUAUAUUUAAGCUUCUUUCAACCCCAAAUUUUUAAUAUAUAUACUUAAAAUCUUAUUUUAAAGUUUGAAUGCAGCACAAUUGAUCCUGCUAGUGUAUUCAACGUUAAAGAGGGCACCCAAUUCAGUGACAUGCACUAUUUUGAGUGGCGGAAGCGUCAGGAUAUCAAAAUAUCAUAUAAAAUUGGGCUAACGCUGACACCAAGUGGCUAAAGAGAGAAUUGGACUUGUUCUCAUCCCACCUUCAAGGUGCCUCCUGUCGAAACUGUUUGACUCCAGUUGCAGUCGAAUCCACAUCCAUCGGAUCUCCUUCAUACGAUGGGUCUUACACACUUUUAUUCAAACUUUCACCUUUGGAAAACAUUGGAUAGUUUGCAAUUGCACCUUUAUCAACCAAGCUUGCUCAUUUAAUAUUUGAGGGGAUCGAAAACUCUUGGGUUCAAUGUAAGAAUUGGAAGUUGUAGAAAGGGCACUUCGUCGUCAAUUCCAACCUUACACUGAGUAUUACUGGGAACGUAUGGUAUCUGAGACAACUCCUAUGCAAAUAUAAUAUUCAAACUCGAGCUUUUGUGUGUUGAGGUUUGAUUUUUCAUGGAUGAUGUGUAUAUUUUCAUCACGUGUGUAGGAGUACACCAGUCCAAAACAGCAUGUGUCCGCUCUUUUUUUUAAAUUGCGCUCUAAAUGAAUUAUUGUAAAGUGUGUGUGUGUAGUAUGGAUCAUAUACAAUCAUAUUUAUUGUGUCCAUCUAUGAAUAGAAGAGUUUUUUUUUAAUUUCCUCUGCCUUAAUACAUUACCUAUAGAAAGGGACCUGUCAGAUACCACUUUUAAUUUUUGUAUUAUUAUUUUUUCCUGCAGUAGUGACUGAAUGUGUUCAAGGCACCUCAGUAAAUAGUAGAAACAAGAUCUAACAUUGGAUUCCAGAGUUUGGUGGUGGUGAGGUUUGUUUGUUUUGUUUUGUUUUUUGUUUUGUUUUUUUACAGGGGAGGUGUGGAUGGUGCCUUUUGUUUGUAACCUAUCAAUGUUAUUUUUAUUUGGAAAUAUAUGUCCUUUUGUACUCUCAUUUCCCUCAUCAUAGUCUUUUUUUUUUUUUUUUACAAAGUGGACUCUAGCUCAUUAAUAUUUAGAAAAAAAAACGGACAUCUUGAUACAACUGUCAUUGAAUGUUAUUUUAUUUUUUUGACGCCCUGUUAUUUCCUACCUACAGUGAAGAAAAUAAGUAUUUGAGCACCCUCCUAUAUUGCAAGUUCUCCCACUUAGAAAUCAUGGAGGGGUCUGAAAUUUUCAUCGUAGGUGAUGUUCACUAUAAGAGAGAAAAUCUAAAAAGAAAAAUCCAGAAAUCACAAUGUAUAAUUUUUUAACUAUUUACAGUAUUUGUGUGAUACAGGUGCAAAUAUGUAUUUGAACACCUAUCAGCUAGAAUUCUACCCUCAAAGAUCUGUUAGUCUGUCUUUAAGAGUCCAUCUCCACUCCAUGUAUUAUCAUGAAUCAGAUGCAACUGUGUGAGGUCGUUAGCUGUAUAAAGACACCUGUCCAGCCCAUACAAUCAGUAAUACUCAAACUUGUAACAUGGCCAAAACCAAAGAGCUGUCCAAAGACAUAAUUGUACAACUCCAAAUGGCUGGAAAGGGCUACGGAGAAAUUGCUAAGUAGCUUGGUGAAAAAAGGUCCACUAUUGGAGCAAUCAUUAGAAAAUGGAAGAAGCUAAACAUGACGGUCAAUCGCAAUCGGAGUGGAGCCCCCUGCAAGAUAUCACCUUGUGUGGUCUCAAUGAUCCUUAGAGAGGUGAAGAAUCAGUCCAGGAGUACACCACAGGACUUGGUCAAUGACCUAAAAAGACCUGGGACCACCGUAUCCAAGGUGACUCUUGGUAAAACACUAAGACGUCAUGGUUUGAAAUCAUGCAUGAUACAAAAGGUUCCCUUGCUUAAACCAGCACAUGUCAAGGUCCAUCUUAAGUUUUCCAAUGACCAUUUGGAUGAUACAGAGGAGUCAUGGGAGAAAGUUUUGUAGUCAGAUAAGACCAAAAUUGAACUUUUUGGUCAGAAUUCCACUAACAGGAAGACGAAUGAUGAGUUCCAUCCCAAGAACACCAUCCCUACUGUAAAGCAUGGGGGUGGUAGCAUCAUGCUUUGGGGGUGUUUUUCUGCACAUGGGACAGGACGACUGCACUGUAUUAAGGAGAGGAUGACCACAGCCAUUUAUUGUGAGAUUUUGGGGAACAACCUCUUUCCCUCAGUCAGAGGAGUGAAGCUGGAUCUUUAAACAUGACAAUGACCCAAAGGACACAGCCAGGAAAACCAAGGAGUGGCUCCGUAAGAAGCAUAUCAAGGUUUUGGCGUGGCCAGUCUCCAGACCUAAACUCAAUAGAAAAUUUUUGGAGGGAGCUUAAACUCCAUGUGUCUCAGCGACAGCCCAGAAACCUGUCUGAUCUAGAGAAGAUCUGUGUGGAGGAGUGGGCCAAAAUCCCUCCUGCAGUGUGUGGAAACCUGGUAAACAACGACAGGAAACAUUUGACCUCUGUAAUUGGAAACAAAGGCUACUGUACCAAAUAUUAACAUUGGUUUUCUCAGGUGUUCAAAUACUUAUUUGCAGCUGUGUAACACAAAUAAAUAGAAAAAAAAAUCAUACAUUGUGAUUUCUGGAUUUUUCUUUUUAGAUUAUUCCUCUCACAGUGGACAUGCACCUACGAUGAAAAUUUCAGACCCCUCCAUGAUUUCUAAAUGGGAGAAUUUACAAUAUAGCAGGGUGUUCAAAUACUUAUUUUCUUCACUGUAUUAAGUGGUAAAUUCAAGUUUCUAAAAUGUCCGGAUUUUGACACUAUAAUGUACUGUUGAUAUGGACAAAUAUACGCUUGUAUUAAAAAAAUCUCCAAUUUCCUCCUUUUUGAUAGUAUUUGCAUGUGCCUGUCAUUUUUUUCCAUAGAAAUGAUGAAAAAUAAUUGUUGUCCACUCUAGAGUUUGUACAGACAAAUGGACACCCCAUUUGCAGCGCUGCCUCAGUGAUGCAUUCAAUGGCUGUUGGACAAUUUAAAGGCAUUGUUUGACCAAUAUCCCAAUUUUCCAUCUUGCAUGCUAAGAAGUAGAAUGCUCAGUGAAUUGAGUUGGCAGAAUUUUUUUUGCUUGGUGUAUUGUGUGCCCCCCGACCCCACUUUUUACAUUUUACCACACAGUUUUUAAAUAUUCAUAUGGUCUUCUAUGUAUUGUCUUUCCAUAGUGAUUAUAUCUAAAGCAGCAAUAGCUCACCACAGGAGAACAGAAUAUGUAAUCGAAGAACACAUUUAUGGAGAUGAUUUUUGUGAAUUUGUUCAAAUUCCACUGUACAAAUGACUAUUAAAUGAGAAAGAAAGUCAUGUAUAUUUAUUUUAUAUUCUCUAUCGUGAUUAAAAGAAUCUCUUUUGUCUGGAUCCCUUG
This is a messenger RNA of Syngnathoides biaculeatus (alligator pipefish), 6886 nucleotides long. It is a transcript of the gene cdk19, whose product is annotated as cyclin dependent kinase 19. Gene Ontology annotation, cellular component: cytosol; mediator complex; nucleus. Gene Ontology annotation, biological process: protein phosphorylation. The coding region runs from base 130 to 1611 and encodes 493 amino acids. Gene Ontology annotation, molecular function: RNA polymerase II CTD heptapeptide repeat kinase activity; ATP binding; cyclin-dependent protein serine/threonine kinase activity. The transcript has 13 exons. The record is from RefSeq and is a predicted model, not a curated record. Lineage: Eukaryota; Metazoa; Chordata; Actinopteri; Syngnathiformes; Syngnathidae.